Molecule: messenger RNA, 394 nt
Organism: Papaver somniferum (opium poppy)
Lineage: Eukaryota; Viridiplantae; Streptophyta; Magnoliopsida; Ranunculales; Papaveraceae
Exons: 2
Source: RefSeq, a predicted model, not a curated record
UCGACAAACUUUGGUAGCGAGAGAGAAUUAACACAUUUCAAGUUAGUUGAUUAAGUGGGAUUAGAAAUGGCAAACCGUACCGGCAUUAUUUUCUCUACGAUCUUUUUUCUUGGUCUAAUCAGUAUGAUGUCUUACUCGAUUGUCGACGCGAGGCGAUUGGGUGGUAUAGAUAUGCUCUCGAAAAACAAUCAAAAUGGAAUAAAUGUGCUUGCCAACAAUAAUAAAGAUGGUGUAAAUAUACUCGCCAACGGAAACAAAGAUGGUAUAAAUAUACUCGCAGAUGAAAACCAACGUGGAGUAAAUGUGCUUUCAAAUAAGAACAAAGAUGGUGUGAAUGUACUCGCCAAUGGGAACGAUGGAGGUGUGAAUGUGCUUUCAAACAAGAACAAAGAUG